Molecule: messenger RNA, 2703 nt
Organism: Chara braunii
Lineage: Eukaryota; Viridiplantae; Streptophyta; Charophyceae; Charales; Characeae
Source: the annotation of a GenBank genome assembly
GGAAAGAGGCCCUACGAAGGGCCGCGGCCGGUCCACCACAAGCUCCGCUAGCCAUGUUUAGGAUUUGGCAAGAGAAGGAGGCCGAGCCGGACGUGAGGGUAGAAGAGAUUGGGGAGAAUGAGGAGGUGGAGCAAGUCARGAAAGCUGGGAUUAUCAAGGAGGAGCCUAUCAUAAUAGACUCAGACGAUGAGGAAAGUCYGRCAGURGAAGGAGGAUGGUGGAGUGAGGCCCGRAGAACGAUGGAKAAUAUGGAGGAYUUGUUGKRCAAGGUCCGGCGAUACCAGGGAAAGCUGGUAGAGUUAUGCGAGGAAGUUAAGGCGUGGCAAGGGCAAAGGCCACAAGUCUUUCUGUAUGGGUCAGGAUCGCAGGGGGCGCCCGCGAAUAUACCGAAUGUGUCUGUCACAGGAGGGACUCCCAGAUCAGGGAUAAGCUUUAGGCCGCCAUCACGAUCUGGGAGGGCAGCCCAGGCAGUCAGAACGAGAGCCAAGGGACCAGUGGGGUCAGAGCAACCUGCCAAGGACGCUCCCGGACCAAGCGGAGAGAAGGAAGUUGUGGAACUCCCUGGGAAUGAGGAUGAGGAAGACGACCGCCUAAGGAACGAAGAGGACGAAAAGGUGGAGCAAAGAGCUAAGAAGAGGGGCGUCAGGACUGACACAGAGAAGGUCACCGAACCAAAGAAGAAGAAGUAUACGGUCAAGGUGGAAGAAGGGUUUGACGUGGAGGAGAACCGAAUUCUAGAAGGUCAUAAUCACCUCAUGAACCUGAAGGACGUCUUGGCAUCAGCACCAAGACUUAGAGAUGAGCUCAAGGCUCGUCUAAGCAGGAAAAUGGUGGCGAGUGUACUCUUAGGGGCCAUAAUCCGUAAGGAGGCUGAGUGGGCGGAAACCGGCACAAAAAUGGACUGGAAGUCCAUGGCGUGCAGGUGUUUUGACGUUGUUAUGAAGGGAAAGUCGUGCACGGCCAUGAUAGAUACAGGCGCAGAAAUGAACCUUAUUAAGGAGGAAGAUGCAUUGCGCCUGGGAAUGGAGAUGGACCGCUCCGACAAUGGCAUCUUGGUGGGAGCGAAUAGUCGGUCCAUCUUUGUGGGGACCGCGUCCAAAGUAGUACUGGAGAUCGGGAAGGUGAAGGACAAGUACAGGUGGGAUCAGAUGCUCAGGGUAAGGAAGGAACCUCUCAAGGUCGGUGACACUGUGCUGUUAUAUGAUUCAUCCCUGGAGAAGCAGUGGUCACGAAAGUUGGACAAGCGGUGGUUGGGACCCUACAAGGUCGCAAGAGUAAGAGAGUAUGGCGCAUACCAGAUUGAAGAGCUGAAUGGGACCGCUUGGAGGGACUGGGUGUCUUGCUCAAGGUUGAAGAAGUUUGUCGCUCGAGAUGAGUUUGAGAAGCAUGCCAAUGAGUUCAGGUGGGAUGGAGCCAAGAUGCUGAGGGAAGUGCGAGGAGAGGGCGAGUGGGCUGAGCCCAUUGCCAAGUAUGUGCGAGAGUCAGCAACCUGGACAGAGUUUGAGAGGAAGAUGGAAGGGAUACAUCCAUCACCUGUGGGAAGAGAUGGAGUGCCGAUCCGGUUCGAUGGGACGAACCUGGAGGAGUUCCUGUGGGCGUACGACAGAUUUGCAGACGAGCAGAACGUUGAGCCUAAGUCGAGAGUGAGGGGGGGUUUCCAGUUUGUGAGGAGGUAUAUCAGGCUGUUCGUCAGGAGUGUGGUGGAAAGAGCAUUACACUGGGGAGACUGCAAGCGGUUAUUGAGGAGUCACUAUACUGCAGCACGCGAGGCAGAGGAGAGGAAGAGCAUGGAGAAGAAAAGGAAGGAGCCUGAGGCUGAGGGCAAGAGGACCUUUGAGAGGGGUGCACCGUCCAGGUCUCAGGAGGGUGAGAAGAGGAGAGAGCACGCUUCCCACAAGGCAGAGAGGAAGGAGGAACAGCCAUCUGAGAGGGCACAAAGGAGGAGAUGGUCAGAGGUGCCAGAGGCUCCUCCCCAGCCAGUUCAGAGGCAGGGGGAUCAGCCCAUGGCAGAGGCAGGGCCAGAGGGACGUGGGUCGCCAAGGCAAGAGGUGGAUGAGGAUCAGGCUGCCAGAGAAAAGGAAUUGGAGAGACAAGAAAGGGCCGCCAGAGACCGAGAGAUUGGCGCAGAGAUCAGGAGGAAGAACCUCGAGGAACUGUACAAGAGGAUGGAACAAGAAGAGCGGCCAGUGGUUGUGAAGGACAAGAAGGGAAAGAGUACCGGCAACGAACUAGAGGACGACCCUCCCCUACUCUCUGAGGCGUGGGCGAACUUCGACAGGUUGAUGGGGGCUGCAAGAGGACUUGAGGAGCCACAACAGGAGAUGGGGGUGAAGUUGGUCUACGCAGACUUGCUCACCCUGAGAGGGACGAUGAAGGGGCUGCAAGAGGACUUGAGGGGCCACAACAGGAGAUGGGGGUGAAGUUGGUCUACGCAGACUUUCUCACCCUGAGAGGGACGAUGAAGGAAGGAUUUGCAGCAGCUCGGGCGUCAGAUCAGAGGGUUGGAGAAAGGUUGACCAAGGUGGCACAAAAGGCCUAUGGUCAGAGGGUGGAAUGGGAACAGGAGAUUAGGGAGCUGAAGGCGAACCAGGAGAGGCAAGAGCGCGAAUUGAAUGCGCUGAAGAUGGAGCUAGAGAAGACCUGGGCAGGCAAUGAGACGAUCAGGCAGGUGAACUAGACCCGCAACAAAGUUAACGAGGCUCA